UUGGGGUAUUUUUCUCAUCAAAUCCAAAAAUGAGGAAAACAAUCUUAUAUCACUUCUUCCCGUCCAAAGCAGAAGAGGAGGAACACCAGAGGGCAGGCAGCAGUGAUCCCCACGCCAUCCGGUGGGAGGUGGUGGAAACAAAAGCUGACCCACCUCACCUCCUCCAUAUUUUUCCAUGGGAGAUCAAGAAGGUUCUCACUGCCAACGACGUUGGCCAUUUCGGGAGCCUUGAAUUGAGCCCUGAACAAGUUCACAAUCACAUUUUCAAGUACUGGGAUGCGACGACGGUGGCGAAGGUGAUUGUAGAUGGCGAGCAGGUUCCGAUUGUGGUGUGUGAUUGGGACACUAGGACUGACCACAAGUUGAUUCUCAGGAAGUGGUCAAGUGAUGAAAACUACUCCAUUUAUGCUUGCUGGAUCAAGGAGUUUGUGGCUCGGCGCGGACUCAAGGUUGGUAUGCUGAUCGGAAUGUACUGGGAUAUCGGAUCGUCGGCGCUCCGAUUCUCCGUUUUGAACAAGGUUGAAGAUUGAUGAUCCUCACAAUGUUAACCUAGCAAGGCUAUUGCUUUAGGAUCUCUAGAUUGUCAU
This is a messenger RNA of Camellia sinensis, 587 nucleotides long. Its product is annotated as B3 domain-containing protein At5g26805-like. Lineage: Eukaryota; Viridiplantae; Streptophyta; Magnoliopsida; Ericales; Theaceae. The record is from RefSeq and is a predicted model, not a curated record. Gene Ontology annotation, molecular function: DNA binding.